GUGUUAGCCUCACAGGAACUACAAAAUGGGGUCUGUCAAUAGGGGGUGUCAGUAUUUAGCAGGUGGUGGUGGUUGGUGAUGUGUGAGAUCAUAUGGGUUGUGGUUUGAUUCUGGUUAGGAUUAAAGAGCAUGUAGAAAUAGUCUUUAGAUCCAUUUACUGUUCUGUGCUUGAAUCAUUUUUGGGGAUCUGUCAAUACAUACAUUCUGAGGGAAAAAGUAUGGUUUUGAAAAUGUUAUGUUUAAUUUUUAGAUAUAUAUUUUUUAAUGUACACAUUGUAUUAGUACAUUAAUAUGGCCCUACGGGGUAAUAACUUUUAAAAUUAACAAUGAGUGUGUCAAGGCUUUGUAGCUGUUGUUCUUUGAACCCAAAAAAUGUCAGUCUUCAGCUUACAUAACCUUGACAACGACAGUAAUAAAUGCCUUGUUGUACGACAUAAGAUUUUCCGAAUAUGUAUUACAAGGGGUUGUUUCUUUGUAAUCUCCAUCAAGUAUGUAGAGUAGGUUCAUUCCCACAGGUUGUUUCGAAUGACACAUUUCUCUUCAUAUCAGUCAUCAUGUUUUAAACUUUAUCAUUACACUCUGUGUCACGGGUGUCAUUGGAAGUAGACCAAAGUGCAGCAUGUAAGAUGAAUACAACCGAGGCCACCAGCACAGAUGAUUACAGUGGCGAUGACUACUAUGGCAUCAUGAACAGCCCCUGUAGCACUGGCACCAGUCUAACCCAAGGGUCCAACUACCAGCCCAUUCUCUUCUACCUGGUGUUCACCCUGGGUCUGACAGGCAACAGUCUGGUGCUCUGGGUCCUCCUCAAGUACAUGAAACUGAAGACCAUGACAGACAUCUGUCUGCUGAACCUAGCCCUAUCUGACCUGCUCCUCGCCCUCUCCCUGCCUCUCUGGGCCUACCACGCCCAGGGUCAUGUGUUUGAAGGGGACAGUCCGUGUAAGAUCAUGGCUGGUGCCUACCAAGUGGGCUUCUACAGCAGCAUCCUGUUUGUGACCCUGAUGAGUGUGGAUCGCUACCUGGCCAUCGUUCACGCCGUGGCCGCCAUGAGGGCCAGGACGCUGCGCUACGGAGCGCUGGCGAGCAUCAUCGUCUGGGUAGCGUCCAUCGGCGCUGCUCUCCCUGAAGCUAUCUUCGCAGCAGAAGUGUGGGAGGAUGACGAGGACAGUGGUUCAAGUUGCCAGCGGAUUUACCCAGAGAACACAGAGAAGACAUGGAAGUUGUUACGGAACUUUGGUGAAAACGGAGUGGGGCUCGUCCUAUGUCUGCCCAUAGUGGUCUUUUGUUACAUCAGUAUUCUCACUGUACUACAGAGGUUAAGGAACUCCAAAAAAGACAGGGCCAUGAAACUGAUAUUCGCCAUCGUGGGUGUGUUUGUAGUCUCCUGGGUCCCUUACAACGUUGUGGUUUUCCUCCAGACCCUUCAGAUGUUUGACAUUGGGAAUAGCUGUGAGGCUUCAACACAGCUUGAUACAGCUAUGGAGGUGACAGAGACCAUAGCUCUGGCUCACUGCUGUGUCAACCCAGUCAUCUACGCUUUUGUAGGAGAGAAAUUCAGAAAGUGUUUGGGCACUGUGCUCUCCAGAUAUCCGCUGUGUGAGAAGCUCAGCAAACAUGCAAUGGUGAGCAGCAGAGGAUCAGAAAACGAGACUUCUAACACAGCUGUGUGAUUGUACUGCUGACAGACAAUACUUCCACUGCUGAAAACCUGUUUGACACCUUUUCAUUGAGCAGAAGACCAAUUUCUGUUCGUAUGGAAUAAUGAAGUAUUCUUCUGAACACAGACUUGCAUAUAAAUGAAGUGUAACUGUAUAAUAUUUAACUUUAAAUGUAUUUUGAUGAGCUCUGACUAUUUGCUAAAGGGUGAUGGGCUGUUUAUGUUUUGAUUACCCAUGUAUGUAUUUCAUGUACAGUACAGGCCUGCACAACAUUUUGCUACAGCAUAAUAUCAAUAUGAUUUGAUUACCCAUGUAUGUAUUUCAUGUACAGUACAGGCCUGCACAACAUUUUGCUACAGCAUAAUAUCAAUAUGAUUUGAUUACCCAUGUAUGUAUUUCAUGUACAGUACAGGCCUGCACAACAUUUUGCUACAGCAUAAUAUCAAUAUGAUUUGAUUACCCAUGUAUGUAUUUCAUGUACAGUACAGGCCUGCACAACAUUUUGCUACAGCAUAAUAUCAAUAUGUUUUGAUUACCCAUGUAUGUAUUUCAUGUACAGUACAGGCCUGCACAACAUUUUGCUACAGCAUAAUAUCAAUAUGUUUUGCAUAGAGAUUAUCUCAACUUUCAUUCUUAUUGUAUGCACACAUUUUUGUUAUAACAUUAAAACACAACCAUGAGCAGGGUUGUGGUCAGAGGACUGCUACUGGAUGACCAGUGGCUAUCUGGCUACUCAUUGGCUACAUUUUCUGGCCAAAUAUUAUUUUGGUAGAAUUUUGACCGUCCUGUGAUUGAGGACGUGUUUUGGUAUUAAUUUGAACUUGGACUUCGAGGCAAGAAUUUGACCUUUUGGAUUAUUUUGAACUUUUGUUGGCUGAGUAGGUAUUUGUGUUCCUUUCUGGAGGGUUUUCUCAAUAAAUCAACCUGUGAAUUUUGUUGUGCU
Oncorhynchus keta (chum salmon) is the source of this 2604-nucleotide messenger RNA. RefSeq names its product C-C chemokine receptor type 4. Gene Ontology annotation, biological process: immune response; chemotaxis; G protein-coupled receptor signaling pathway. The record is from RefSeq and is a predicted model, not a curated record. Lineage: Eukaryota; Metazoa; Chordata; Actinopteri; Salmoniformes; Salmonidae. Gene Ontology annotation, molecular function: chemokine receptor activity. The transcript is spliced from 2 exons. Gene Ontology annotation, cellular component: membrane. Bases 627 to 1673 code for a protein of 348 amino acids.